AUGGACGAUGGUCGUCUACCGGGGACGAGCACUUCCACACGUCCUCCGUCCGUCUUCAACCCUCACACUAACCCAUCUCUCACUUGGAGACGACCUUCAAAUAUCGAUGGGACGACACUGCCAGUUAUUAACGGUCCUCGAGAGGGACAACCAUCAUCAUCCGCGCGUCCACCCUCAUUCCUCCCAUCAACAAACGAGGCCGGACCAUCAAAUUACGCCUCCCGUUCACCUCGACCCAAUCUGCGUGCACUACCACAGAACGAAUCACCAAGGAUGUGGGAGAUGAACAAAUCUCGCCGUCUCGACAAGAAGACGCGCUGGUCACCGUCCCAGGAUUGUGCACAACCCGAGCGACAAGAAGGGUUAGAAGAGGGCGAGGACGUCAGCGAGUGGACAGAGCGAGAGUGCGGCACCUCUGGUCUACGUGGGGUGAAUGGAUGGCGAGACGAACGUUGGUCGAACGGUCGUACGAAUGGGCAUGCUGAGUACGAGCGACGAAUGUCUCCUGGACGAGGACGAUACCCGACCUCACCAAAUGGUUUGUAUGGUGGGCCGUUGCCCUAUCCACCUGUUCGCUCCCCGAAUGGUCGUCACAUUGGUUAUGAACGUGAACGGUCACCAUAUGGUGCUCGUCGUCCUUCCUCACGUGACCGACCGUACAGCGAUCAUUCACUCAAUAACACGCCAUCCAAGAGCUAUCCGAAGGGUGAUUACGUCCUCCCAAACGGCUAUCGGUACACGAAGCACCCCUUCUCGACACCUGUUCGGGCUUCGCGAACGCCUUCCCCGCCAUCAACCAUCGAUCUAACGACUCCGCACAAGAAGCUGCUACGUGGUAGUCAUUCUCCUGAAGCUAAUCGAGCCAAUCUUUCUCCUGCAUUUUCUCAACAGCAUUCGGAGAUGGGAUCGCCGUACCGUGAUGAGGAACUACCUCGACGCAAGUUGUUUGCACCGCUUCGUCCAGAGCAACCAGGGCUUGAAGCAUCGCCUGCUCUUCCACGAGAUUCUCCAUCCAAGGAAUUGCAUCCGUCGUCAUCCAAAAGUUCUUUGUUGUCGCGCGAGGAGUCGCCUCCCAAGGCAGAACCCCCUGUGGAACAGGUCGCAUCUCCUGCGUCUCCAACGCCUUCGCAAGCGCCAGAACAUCCGUCCUUGGUGUCAGAACCAGUUCUCAUCCCCGAUCAAGCCAAGCCCACCGCAACUAUCCAUGAAACGUCGAACCAUGUACCACCGACUGCGACGGAGGAUGUCGACAUGAUGCCUGCAUCAUCGACGGCUACAGAUUCAUUGGCAGCAGGGGAAGAGCAUGAAAAGGGCGGUGUAAAGCCGGAGAUGGUGGAUGUGACCGUAGGUUCAUCGGUGGUGGAUGUAGUUGUAGACCCAGAGACGACGGUUGUGGCAGUUGAACCGGAGACAGCGGAUGAGACCGUGGCAGCGGAGUUGAUGGAAGUGGACGUGGAGGCUGCAAGCCGAGAGGAGGUGGUGCCAUCGGAACCUGUCAAGCGUGAUCCCCAAGAUCUUCAGGACCUGAUCAAGACCUUGCAGAAUCGAUACAAAUAUCUCGAUCGGCAGUGGCACUUCCAGAUGGAACGGCUCGACCGCAUUCUCGAUGAUCGCAAGAGACGUUUCGCCCUCGACAAGGUCCAACAGACGCCUGCGACCCCAGGCAUGGGGUAUCUCUUCUCUGAUGUGGAGAGCCCCGCUGUGCCGACUCGCUCCAGUCGGCGCAGCGCUGCCAGUGCCUUCUUUGGUGACGCAGUACGUUCUGACCUGGAGAUGGAGGCUAUUCUCGAGAAGAUCCAGAUGGAAGAAUCGCAGGAUGCUGCUUUCCGUUCACGGUAUUCGGCUGCCUCGAUUCCAGACAUGGACAUCGUCACAGGGGCGGCCAGCGAGGAGAAGGUGGAUGUGUCAGAGUUCAUCGUUACCAACCCGGAGGAGUUCUACCAAGUCGACGAAAGUCCCGACCACUGGACACAUCAGGAGGACGAAAUAUUCGCUGCUCGAUACGCCGAGACUCCAAAACAAUUCGGCGAAAUUGCAGCAGGCCUGCCGGACAAGACGGCCAAACAAUGUGUCGAAUACUAUUAUCUCAACAAGCGGGUCCUUGACUUCCGCGGCAAGUCCACUACAGGAAAGAGGAAAUCCGGCAAGAAGGCAGCUAAGGGUAAAGGGAGAUCAAUCGUCGCUGAUAUCGAGGCUGUGGAGAAGAACAAGAAACAGCCGAGGCGGGGAGCCAAGGAGAGGAUGGUGGAAGAGACACCGCCCGUGGAGGAGACGACAACUUCAGAUGCAGAGGGCGAGUCGCCUGGUCGUGCGAUUGUACCACAGCGGGAACCCGAGUACCAAGAUAGCCCGAUGGAGGUCGAUAGCGUCGACGCGCCUACUCCUGCUGACGCCUCCACACGAUCGGACACCAGGCCCAGCGACCUUCCAAUUAUGCCGUUGUCUGGACUUAGUUCUCGAGCGAGUCCUCAAACGUUCUACCCGCCUAGCGAUGGAGUUCCGUUCAAGCGCAGCAAACUCGGUCUCGAGGUGGAGCCGCCAACUGUUCGACGUCGAUCUGCUACCUCUAGUUACUGGUCCGUCCAGGAGAAGCUCACAGCGGUGACGAGUCAUGAAUCUCACGGUCCUGAUUAUGGUCGUAUUGCGAGUGAUGUGGGAACGAAAACCGCCACACAAAUUCGUAACUUCUUCACCAAUCAGACGGCUGAGUUGCUUGCGGAACUUUCUUCACGGGCCAAGGCGGAAAUGACUCCACUUCCGGUUGAUGUCAGGAUGGAUAUCGAUAUGGCACCGGCUUCCGAGCCGGUCAGUCGUUCACAUACGUCAACUCCGCAACGAUGGCGAGAACCGGAGAGGGAGAUGGUCGGCCCUUCGGCUGUCAAGUCCGAGUACCCGCCACCUGGAAUGGAGCCAGCUAUCAUUCUUCCCGCGAUUCCUCCCCCCUUCAAAGCUGAGAUCAUCACUCCGCAGAGCGAGGAGGAAACGUCUCGUUUCCAAGCAGAGGGCGCCGCCUUCGGUCCUGUAAAGCCGUUCCAUCAGUUACCGCCUAUCUCGAGUCUGCCCUUCGAUUCUCCGACUUCGUAUGGGGAGAGGUAUGGCUCUGGCAAGGGUCGCUUACCCAUCAGUCAUCUUCUCAAUGAUGAAGCACCCAGAUCUCCUCCCAAUGGAGCGAAAGGGGGUCUACGGGAUUGGUUUGGAGAGCCGAAGCGACUGCUGCCUCAUGAGAUCGAAGCUCGGUCAGUCGGCGAAAGAUUUCCUGUCCCCACAGAUCGAGAAUGGCAGGCGCGACGGCAGGAUGUGUAUCAGUCUGCGCGCGCUUUGUCCGUGGAUCCGGCGUACCGGUCUGGAGAAUACCGUCCUUACACUGGCGAAUUUGUUCGACCUCCUGAUUACGGGCGGCAAGCAGAAGAAUACUCAUACCGCAGGACGACGUUCCCCACGCCUGACGGACCUUCUGACUAUCGAGACUGGCAAGCACGUGCUGAUGCGCCUUCUUACCGACCCUUGCCCCCGGUCAAUUGGCAACCUCCCGUGGAUGAUUACCCUCGGCGACCUAUUUCACCAGCUCCUUAUUCGCACCAAUAUCCACCGGAUAGAUCUCUGCCCCCUAUAUCUAACGAUUAUUACCGGCGACCGUCACCAGGACCACCCUCAUCCUACUAUCCCGGAUACCCCCCGCGUGUGCCAUCCCCUGGCUACCGGUAUCGCGAACAAUCGAUGCCGGCUUAUGGUCCUGAUUAUGCAUCAAGUCGCCUUCCCCCCAUCAGCCGAGAAUACCCUAGUUAUCGAACCCCGCCUGUGUCGGAUAAUUCAGUCCCUCCCCGUUAUUAUGGACCUCCUGCGCCUCCCAAUGGCUACUUCGAUCGCCCUCCGGCUCCCCUCACUCCACCUCAACCUGCAUGGCCUGCGGAGCAGGAGCGGCAAAGAUACCCGCCCGAUUAUCCAGCCGAUUACGAUCGUGGAUACUACGGGCGUUAA
This is a messenger RNA of Dacryopinax primogenitus, 3978 nucleotides long. RefSeq lists its product as uncharacterized. Bases 1 to 3978 code for a protein of 1325 amino acids. The record is from RefSeq and is a predicted model, not a curated record. Lineage: Eukaryota; Fungi; Basidiomycota; Dacrymycetes; Dacrymycetales; Dacrymycetaceae. The transcript is spliced from 2 exons. Gene Ontology annotation, biological process: regulation of transcription by RNA polymerase II. Gene Ontology annotation, cellular component: Set3 complex.